This is a messenger RNA of Ostreobium quekettii, 1542 nucleotides long. NCBI's taxonomy places the organism in Eukaryota, Viridiplantae, Chlorophyta, Ulvophyceae, Bryopsidales, Ostreobiaceae. The record is from the annotation of a GenBank genome assembly.
AUGGACGGCGUGGGCAGCCGGCGUUGCGCCGGCGACGACGACGAUCCCGACUACAGGACUCCUGUGAAGCGGUGCAAGACGGGGUCGGGCGAGGAGACGAAGUCGCUUGUGGCUCGCCGCAACACGAAAAUCUUCAACGACAUGGUGCACGGCAGCAUCGAGCUCUCCCCGCUGGCCGUGGACAUCAUGGACUCGACGACGUUCCAGAGGAUGCGCAGCCUGAGGCAGCUGGGCUUCGCCGCUUGGGUGUACCCCUCUGCGGAGCACAGCCGGUUCCAGCACUCGAUCGGCGUCGCGCACCUGGCGGCCACGUACAUGCAGGAGCUCAUCAACCACUCGUCGGAGCUGCAGGCGAUGGACCAGGAGGACAGGAGGAGGCUGAAGCUGCUGGCGGAGAUUGCGGGAUUGUGUCAUGACCUGGGCCAUGGCCCUUUCAGCCAUGCCUUCGAAAAGACUCUGCUUCCAAGGCUAGGCUACAAACCAAGAAACGGUGACCAGCACUGGGCACACGAGGACAUGUCACUUAAGCUCCUUGACCGAAUAAUAGAUCAGAAGGGGCUUGACUUGGAGCAGUAUGGGCUGGAUCAGGGUGAUGUGGGGAUCAUAGGGGACCUCAUAUUGGGCAGGGAUACCACAGGCAUGUCUUCGCAGAGUUUGAACAAUGGCUAUGUUCAGCCAUUCCUGUAUGAGAUUGUCGCUUGCAAGCGGAAUGGCAUCGACGUGGACAAGGUCGACUACCUGCAGCGGGAUGGCAAGAACUGUGGGAUCAAUUGCAGCACCACAUUUGAUCGGUUGCCAAAGUUCAUGCGGGUGAUUGAUGGAGUGCUCUGCUUCAGCUACCAGAACAAAAAUGAACUGCAGAAUCUGCUCACCGACCGGAGACACCACUACAAGAGGAUAUAUCAUCACAGGAAGGGCGUUGCCAUCGAGCUCAUGAUGUCUGACGCACUUGUGGAGGCAAACGGUGACUUGGACAUCAGCUCCAAAGUGGACGAUCCUGAGGCCUUUGAACGGCUCGAUGACAGUCUUAUCAACGUGGUGAAGAACUGGUCGUCCCCCAGUGCAGGCAUGAAGAGGGCCCAAGAUCUGAUGAGGCGUGUGGAUGCACGAGACCUCUACUCAUUUUGUAACGAAGUGGUGGUUCCUCAAGAACGUGUGCAUGAAUUUAAGAAGGCACCCAAGGCCUCAGAUAUCACGACGUGCCAGAAUGCCAAUGGCACCCGCCUUACUCCGGAGGACAUUCACGUUGUGCGGCACAGUCUGGACCAUGGUAUGAAAGACAGGGAUCCACUGGAGUGUGUGCAAUUCUACCACAAGACGGAUGGUGGGGGGGAAACGAUCCUCCAUGAAGGCGAGUACACCUUGGAUAAAUGGGUAGAAAGGAUGCAGGAGGUGCGGAUACGCGUGUACAGCAAGAAGAGGGAAAAGAUGGUGGCUGUUCGGUCUGCCCUUAAGCAGUGGGCGGAGAGGACAUUUGGCACAAGUGAGCUGAAGUUUGGCACCCCGGAGGGCCCAAGACGCUGUGACAGGCUGCUGUGCUGA